Molecule: messenger RNA, 1458 nt
Organism: Caenorhabditis sp. 36 PRJEB53466
Lineage: Eukaryota; Metazoa; Nematoda; Chromadorea; Rhabditida; Rhabditidae
Source: the annotation of a GenBank genome assembly
AUGAAACCGUCUUCAACUUCCACCCAAAAGUGUCUCGUGUGUGGCUCGGAAAACACUCGUGGCAAGCACUUUGAUGUUCAGUGCUGCAGAGCCUGUGCGGUAUUCUUUCGGUAAGACCCCCAACCGAUUUGAUCUAUAAAACUAUUCAGACGCCGAGCAGGAACCAAGUACUUGAGUCUGAAGUGUCAAAGUGCCCAUUGUGAUCAAAAAGUGUACUUUUGUAAGCCGUGCAGACUUAGGAAGUGUUAUGAGGUUGGAAUGAAGACUGACAGUGAGUACUAGGACUCCAUUUGAAUGUAUUCUGGAUUUAAAAAGUGUUUUUAGAAUUUCAACAUAAUCGUGAUCCUCUGACGGUGAGAAAGCCAUCUCCGGAUAGUUUCGGACAUUUCCUCGGCCGCUCCCAAUUCGUGUUCUUCUGCUCUCCCGAACAAACUUCGUUCAAAAAAACGUUUAUCGAUAUGAGGGUUUUGAUAAGCCAAACAUCGAAGAUACUGCAAUUCGGACCGGAAACCCCGUACAUCGGACCCUCCCAACUUCACAAAUUGACAGCGUCCUUCAAUUUCUCGACGGCCGAUCCAAAAUGCGGAAAAUUUUACGAGAAACUCGACCAGAAAACAAUGGUCCGAUUCUGGGAGUAUUAUGUGUUUCGGACCGCCAAAUGGAUGAACAAUUUCGAGGAAUUUCAAAGCAUUCCACAUGAAAUGAAGGUAAGUUUUGCUAGAAUGUCAAAAAUCAACAAAAAAAAAUAAACCGAAUGAUUUCAGCUGCAGCUCGUUCUCUCGUUCUGGCAUGUUUUCGGACGACUGGACAAAUUGGCGGCGACGGCGAGAAGUCGAAGGGAGAAAGUGUGUGAGACGGACCGAAUGUGGGCGAUGAGCAAUGGGAUGAUGAUGGACAUGGAUCGGACGAAAGUGGAUUUCAAGUGGCUCACUGAUCAUUCACGGGACCAAGUCUUAUUGUGAGUUGGCUAUUCGAGUUUGUGAUCGACCGACUGAGCAAUUUUUCAGUUUCCUGAACAGCCUAACCACUUGGGAUCUGACGCCGUGUAUCCAGACAAUAGUAGACUUGGAAAUCACCGACGUGGAACUCAAUUAUAUGCUCGCACAACUCGCCUUCGCCUACGCCGGAAAACGAUUUCAAGGCGACGUCCUCAGAAUUUGCGAGAAGUUCCAAGAGACGCUGGCCAACGAUCUGCAUAGGUAUUAUGUGAACGAACUGAAAAUGCCGAGAUAUUUCGGGAGAUUGAGUCAACUCAUGAAGAUUAACAACGCCAUUCAGGUAGGUUCGACAAGUAUCGGAUCACAAAUCACAAAAAGGAAAAGCACAAAACACAGUGAUGCAAAUUUUCAGCGAGACAUAUUCGUGAAUCGUCCCCGCGCCGAGCUCGCCUCGCUUUUCAACGUCUUCAACGUGAAAUUCUCACACCCCGACAUGUUUUUCGAUACUGGAUUCUGCUAG